This is a messenger RNA of Branchiostoma belcheri (Belcher's lancelet), 4285 nucleotides long. RefSeq names its product RNA polymerase-associated protein CTR9 homolog. Gene Ontology annotation, cellular component: Cdc73/Paf1 complex. The transcript has 26 exons. The record is from RefSeq and is a predicted model, not a curated record. Gene Ontology annotation, biological process: regulation of DNA-templated transcription. Bases 47 to 3679 code for a protein of 1210 amino acids. Gene Ontology annotation, molecular function: RNA polymerase II complex binding. Lineage: Eukaryota; Metazoa; Chordata; Leptocardii; Amphioxiformes; Branchiostomatidae.
UUCUCGCGAGAUUUUCCGAGAUUUGUCCUUAUUUGAUCAAGGCAAGAUGGCGGCGCUUGUGGCCGCGGGAUCCGUCGAAAUCCCCUUGCGGGAUACAGACGAGGUGAUAGAACUUGACCUUGACCAGCUGCCUGAUGGAGAGGAGGUGUUGAACAUCCUACGUCAGGAGAAUGUGGUCCUCACUGUGUGGAUCACACUGGCUCUGGAGUAUUACAAACAGGGUAAGGCUCAAGACUUUGUCAAGAUCCUGGAGGCGGCGCGAACGGACGCCAACCAUGACUACCGGAACCACGAGAUCGACCAGAUGAAGUCGCUGGACACGCUGGCCGCGUACUACGUGCAGCAGGCACGGAAGGAGAAGAACAAGGAUCGCAAGAAGGAGCUGUUCACGCAGGCCACGCUCCUGUACACCAUGGCUGACAAAAUCAUCAUGUACGACCAGAACCAUCUCCUGGGCCGUGCCUGUUUCUGCCUGCUGGAGGGAGACAAGAUGGACCAGGCUGAUGCACAGUUCAACUUUGUACUCAACCAGUCUCCAAACAACAUCCCUGCACUACUGGGAAAAGCCUGUAUCUCUUUUAACAAGAAAGACUACAGAGGAGCCCUGGCCUACUACAAGAAGGCUUUGAGAACAAAUCCUAACUGUCCAGCUGAAGUCAGACUGGGUAUGGGACACUGCUUUAUGAAACUCAGCAAGGCAGAUAAAGCAAGCCUUGCCUUCCAGAGAGCCCUGGAGUUGAACCCCAAGUGUGUAGGGGCCCUGGUGGGCCUGGCUAUCUUAGAACUCAACAGCAAAGAGGACAAGGAAUCCAUCAGGAGAGGUGUACAGUAUUUGUCCAGGGCCUACACCAUAGACUCCACUAAUCCCAUGGUACUCAACCACCUCGCCAACCAUUUCUUCUUCAAAAAGGACUACAAUAAGGUACAGCACCUGGCCCUGCAUGCCUUCCAUGGAACAGAGGUGGAGGCUAUCCAGGCUGAGUCCUGCUAUCAGCUAGCCAGGUCCUUCCACGUACAGGGUGACUAUGACCAGGCGUUCCAGUAUUACUACCAGGCUACCCAGUUUGCCUCCACACAGUUUGUCCUGCCACAGUUUGGACUGGGACAGAUGUACAUCUACAGAGGAGACAACGAAAAUGCAGCACAGUGCUUUGAGAAAGUUCUGAAACACUUCCCCAACAACUAUGAGACUAUGAAGAUCCUGGGCUCGCUGUAUGCACAGUCUUCUGACCAGGAGAAGAGAGACAUUGCCAAGCAACACCUGAAAAAGGUGACAGAACAGUUUCCUGAUGAUGUGGAAGCCUGGAUUGAGCUGGCUCAGAUCUUGGAGCAGUCAGACAUCCAGGGGGCGCUUCAAGCCUAUGGCACUGCCACACGUAUCCUGAAGGAAAAGGUACAGGCUGAUGUGCCACCAGAGAUCCUGAACAACGUGGGGGCCCUGCACUUCAGACUGGGGAACUUACAGGAGGCAAAGAAAUAUUACGUGGCUUCGCUGGACCGUUCCAAACAGGAGGCUCAGCACGACGAGACGUACUACAGCGCCAUCUCCGUCACCACGUCCUACAACCUGGCGCGGCUGUUCGAGGCGCUCUGCAUGUACCAGGACGCAGAGAAGCUGUACAAGGAGGUGCUGAGGGAACAUCCCAACUAUGUGGACUGUUACCUCCGCCUGGGCUGCAUGGCCAGGGACAGGGGGCAGAUCUAUGAGGCCUCCGAUUGGUUCAAGGAGGCUCUCCAGAUUAAUCAGGACCACCCGGAUGCCUGGUCUCUGAUUGGUAACCUCCACUUGGCUAAGCAGGAGUGGGGGCCGGGGCAGAAGAAGUUUGAACGGAUCCUGAAACACCCAGACACGGCUAGUGAUGCCUACUCCAUGCUGGCCCUGGGGAACGUGUGGCUACAGACACUCCAUCAACCACAGAGGGACAAGGAAAAGGAAAAGCGACAUCAGGACCGUGCUCUUGCCAUGUACAAACAAGUCCUGAGGAACGACCCUAAAAAUCUGUAUGCUGCCAAUGGCAUCGGUGCAGUUCUGGCUCAGAAGAACUGUAUCCGGGAAGCCAGAGAUGUGUUUGCACAGGUCCGUGAGGCUACAGCAGACAUGCGUGAUGUGUGGCUGAACCUGGCACACAUCUAUGUGGAACAGCGCCAGUAUGUCAGUGCCAUUCAGAUGUAUGAGAACUGUCUGAAGAAGUUCUAUAAGUGCCAGGACACGGAUGUGCUGCUGUACCUGGCACGGGCGUACUACAAGCUGGGCAAGCAUAAGGAGUGUCGACAGAUCCUGCUCAAGGCCCGUCACGUGUCCCCCCACGACACUGUCCUGCUGUACAACAUGUCGCUGGUCAUGCAGAAAAUGGCCACAUCUGUGCUGAAGGACGAGAAGAGCAACCUGAAGACUGUGCUGGGGGCCGUCAGGGAGCUGGAACUGGCACACAGGUAUUUCAACUACCUGAGCCGAGAGGGUGACCGUAUGAGGUUCGACCUGAAACAGGCAGAGGUUGAAGCCAGGCAGUGCUCUGACUUGCUGAGCCAGGCUCAGUACCACGUGGCGCGGGCCCGCCGUCAGGACGAGGAGGAGCGGGAGGUGAGGAUGAGACAGGAGCAGGAGCGGGAGGCCCUGCGACAGAAACAGCUGGAGGAGCAGCGUAAGAAGACGGAGGAGCGCGAGCAGCAGGCGCGGGAACUGCAGGAGAAGCGACGUCAGUACCUCGACAAGACCAAGAACCUCCUGGUGCUGCCGGACGAGCCGCCGGACGAGCCCAAACCCAGGAAGAAGGGCGGUGGUGGAGGACGGUUUAUACAUGAUCCCAGCAUAAAGAACUCCCAAAGGCGUAAACGUGAUAUAGAUGACAUUAUCGAUGACGGCAGUGGCAGCAGCAUGAGCGGUGGGGAGGGGGGUGCGGAGGGAGGAGUGCCAAAGAAGAAGAAACGGAUGGAAGGAGAGAAGAAGAAGAGAAAGAGGGAAAGAAAACCAGCUCGCGAAGCUGCUGACAGCGAUGACGAAGAAGGGCAGUCUGGGAAGCGCCCGCGGAAACGCAAGCCCAAGGAGCCAAAGUCUCGCCGCGUGACCUCGCUGGAGCCGCAGCUGUCCGCCAAACAGCUGAGCAAGGUCAAGUCCAAGGCCAUCAUCUCAUCCAGCGACUCCAGCUCAGAUGACGAGAAACUCAAGAUCGCAGAGCCUGAGAGUGGCAAAGAGAGCGAUAAAGCUUCCAACAAGAGCGGUAGUUCCAGCGACAGCGGCAGUCAGCGUAUACGAGAACGCAAGCCAGGAGGUGUGCGGGGAAGGGCCAGGGUUCUCUCCGAUAGCGAAAACUCUGAGUCCGAGAAAUCAGCAAGUGGGAGCGGCUCUGACAACGAGAAGCGGUCUGGCGGUUCAGCGAAAUCGGGCAGUGGAAACGAGUCAGGGCGGUCUCGCUCUGGUAGUGAUAACGAAUCAGCCAAUGAAAAGUCAGGCAGUGCCAGUGGGAACGAGUCAGCCAAUGAGAGAUCAGGCAGUGGGAAUGAAUCAGCCAAUGAGAGAUCAGGCAGUGGGAAUGAAUCAGCCAAUGAGAAAUCGGGCAGUGGGAAUGAGUCAGGCAAUGAGGGCUCUGGGAAAGAGUCAGGUGGGGCUAAGAGCUCUGGGAAUGAGAGCUCAGCUAGUGGGGGUGCCAAGUCAGGAUCAGAGAACAGUGACUCAGAUUAGCCUACUCAUCAUAACAUGAUACACCUACCACUGUAAACCCCAAAGGGGCAAGCAGAAUGGGGAUUGACAUCCUUCCAGGAGCUUAACAAAUACUGUUCAUAGUAGUUGUGUUUAUUUACUUGUAGAAUGUAACAAUUAUUCUCUUUUAUGUGAAUUAAUAAGCAAACAUGUCUUAGUAUUACAUCACACAAAUCAUGCAGAAUGACACAUAACUACAUGUAUGUACCCUGUUAGGAGUAACUAGAAAACAUAUCUUUAAGCAUUGUGUUGUAAAUUACUACAAAUUCUUCCCAACUAUUAACGAUAUCUUGUGGUAUUAGUAAUUGUUACAAUUAUAUUAUAGUAAGGAUAUUUCAAUGUAACAUGCCUACAAUUUUUCUGUCAUAAUGGUUUCAAAUGCAAAACCUUUGACUGUUCAUUUUGACACUGACACUUUGUUUAGAUCAAGUGCAAUUGUGUCAUAAUGUUGUAAAAAGCAUGUAUGUUACCAUUUAAUUAAACAGAAUAUACAUGUACUCUGUAUUGUAUAAGAUAGCAUGUGUAUUUUUCUCUCAACAAUAACAGGAACUGACAUAAGUCUAUAGAAAACUGAUUAAAAGAUGAUUG